AUGAAAGGAGGAGCAGCUGUUUAAUCAAUUGUUGUGAUUGAUAAGAUAUAAAUAUUAUUGAAUAAGAUUUUUGCAUAUAGCAAUUUAGCAGAGAGUAAGGGAUAAGGGAUUUGUCCUAAUAUUUUUAUAAGGUAAAUAUUUUAUAUAGUAUAUUAGGUAGUAAGAUAUAAUUGAGAAUUUAGUUAUUCUGUAAAGAAUGGGGGUGAAUGAUGAGAUAUUUGUAAUGGGAUUGUUUUUGGUUGAUCGUCUAACAGCAAAGAAUAAGUUUUAUCUUAACCGAAGAAAUAUUUACAAGUACCUAGUAACAUUUAUGUUUGGAAAGCCUUCUAAUGACAGCCAUAAUUCUGAGUCUCAAGAUGUACGAUGAUAACCAAAUAGUUUAAAAUAUCUAUCCAAUCAUAUUUGAAACCAAUAGAGAGGUUCUUAACAAAAUGGAAAAAAAAUUCUUGAAGUUGAUACAAUAUUAACUCUAUGUUAAAACAGAGGACUUUUUCAAUUACAGAGCACGGUUACUAAAAUUAAAAGAAUGAU
Molecule: messenger RNA, 531 nt
Organism: Paramecium pentaurelia
Lineage: Eukaryota; Ciliophora; Oligohymenophorea; Peniculida; Parameciidae
Source: the annotation of a GenBank genome assembly